This is a messenger RNA of Peronospora matthiolae, 1008 nucleotides long. NCBI's taxonomy places the organism in Eukaryota, Oomycota, Peronosporomycetes, Peronosporales, Peronosporaceae. The record is from the annotation of a GenBank genome assembly.
AUGAAAAGCUUCUGGCACGAGCUCGCGCGGCCGCUGUACUGUGUGGCGCCCAUGGCAAACGUGACGGACGCGGCGUUUCGUCGCCUCAUUAGCGACAUCGCCAAGCCGUCAGUCAUGUGGACAGAGUUCGUGAGCUGCGAGGCGCUGACGCACGACCCGGAAUCGCGCCGCCGCAUGAUGACGACGCUCCAGUACGCCGAGCAAGAGCGGCCGGUGGUCGCGCAGCUCUUUGGUUCGAAACCCGAGCAGUUCUAUGAGUCCGCCAUGAUUGUACGUGACUUGGGCUUUGACGGCAUCGACAUCAACAUGGGCUGUCCAGAGCCGACUGUCACAAAUCAAGGGAGCGGUGCCGCCUUGAUCUUGCAGCCACAGUUAGCAAGCCAGAUUGUGGCUGCAUGUAAACGUGGGGCGGGGGUGCUGCCCGUUUCUGUCAAGACGCGCAUUGGGUUCCACGACGUUGAUUACAAAGACUGGGUGCUGCGGCUCUUGGCUACUGAGCUGGAAGUGCUCACUAUCCACGGACGAACGCGUGAUGAGAUGUCUAAGGUCCAGGCACACUGGGACGUCAUUGGGGAAUUGGUAACGCUGGCGAAAUCGACCGGCUCUUCUGCACUUAUACUUGGCAACGGCGACGUUGAGAGUCUCGUGGACGCACAGCAGAAAGUCAAUGAUUACGGAGUUGACGGUGUCAUGCUCGGCCGUGCUUUGUUUGGCAAUCCGUGGCUGUUCCAGGGUCACCCAGAUACAUCGCAUGUAUCAGUAAAAGAGAAGCUGGAGGUGAUCCUGCGCCACACACAGCUUUUUCAAGAACUCUUGGCCGAACCUGGCCUCGUGGGGUUUCCGCGCAUGAAAAAGUUUUACGGUUCGUACUUGAAAGGAGUGCCCAAUGCGCGCCAGUUACGCGAUCGUAUGGCUCGCACUCGAAAUGCUCAAGACGUGUAUGAUAUUAUCGACGAAGCUCUCGAGCACCUAGUGAUGGAGGAGCAACAAGUACAAUGUAAUGAUUGA